Molecule: messenger RNA, 3292 nt
Organism: Hippocampus comes (tiger tail seahorse)
Lineage: Eukaryota; Metazoa; Chordata; Actinopteri; Syngnathiformes; Syngnathidae
Product: prickle-like protein 2
Molecular function (GO): zinc ion binding
Source: RefSeq, a predicted model, not a curated record
GCUUGAUCCGGGGUCCCGCUGUUCGGCGGGGGCACUCCGGUCGGGUGGCCGCGCGGCGCUUUCGCUCGCGUCGCGUCGGGCUUCGCGCGAAUCGUCUCUCGGACCGCCGACGCCGCGAAAUCGAAAGCGCCCGUCGGAAUCGAGCUGCGCUUUUGGGGAUCGAGCGCUCGCGACAAAGCGGCACUUUUUCACGCGCUCCAAGUUCGAUCCUCGCCGACCGUCGUCGUAGGCGGGAGCGUCGAAUGUGUUCGCGAAGGGCCGUCGGUCCGAGGACUUUGUUUGUCUUUUGAUCUUUUGGACGAUUCUUCCUCGACAUUUUUUUGCAUCCAUCGCGGAUGGAGGUGAGGAGGGAGGGCGGUUUGCGGCCGAGCCAGCGGGUGCGAUGUGGCAGACGUGUUUUUGCAGCGUUCGCUAGCGCCCGGCUCGGGACUGCGGCUGCGCGCGCGAGCGCUCGGUGACGAGGAAGAUCUGUGCGCAUCGUAAGCGUCGGCGGGGGGAGCGCGCGCUGAGCGCCAUGCCUGUGGAAUCGGAGAAGGCGCCGGCCAAGCCGACGUACGACUUCCAGAGGAACUCGACUUCGGACGACGACUCGGGCUGCGCCCUGGAGGAGUACGCCUGGGUGCCGCCGGGACUCGAACCCGAACAGGUGCGCCGAUACUACGGCUCCCUCCCGGAGGACAAGGUGCCCUACGUGAACAGCCCGGGCGAGAAAUACCGAAUCGAGCAGCUCCUGCGCCAGCUGCCGCCCCACGACACUGAGGUCCGCUACUGCAACGGUCUCGACGACGACGAGAAGCGGGAGCUGAAGCUCUUCAGUCACCAACGGAAACGGGAGAACCUCGGCCGCGGCGACGUCCGCCCUUUCCCCGUGACCGUGACGGGAGCCGUCUGCGAGCAGUGCGGCGGCCGGAUCGGCGGCGGCGACGUGGCGGUGUUCGCAUCCCGCGCCGGUCGCGCCUCGUGCUGGCACCCGGCUUGCUUCGUGUGCGGCGUGUGCGGCGAGCUCUUGGCGGACCUCAUCUACUUCUACCAGGAGGAGGUAAGCCUGGCCGGCGCGGACAAUGGCGUGCUGGCGCGUCACCGCCGUGAACGCGCACGUCCACGCGCGCGCUCUGCUUCUCAGAUCAUCUUGGCGGACGAGUGCACCGAAGCGGAAGGGCGUCACUGGCACACGAAGCACUUCUGCUGCUCGGAGUGCGGGGGCGCGCUCGGAGGCCGGCGCUACAUCAUGAAGGAGGGCGACCCGUACUGCUGCCGCUGCUUCCAAUCCCUCUACGCCGAGGACUGCCAUUCCUGCGGCGAGCGCAUCGGCAUCGACCAGGGCCAAAUGACGUACGACGGGCGGCACUGGCACGCCUCCGAGGGUUGCUUUUGUUGCGCCCGCUGCAAACGCCCGCUGCUGGGUCGCCCCUUCCUGCCCGAGCGGGGGCGGAUCUUCUGCUCCCGGUCCUGCGGCGCGGGCGAGGAACCCGACGGCUCGGAUUCCUCGGAUCGCGCCUUUCAAAGCGCUCGCUCCGCCACAGAGUCCGGACGCGGCUCCGAGGCGCCGAAGAGCGGUGGCGGGGGGCGGACGGAGACCUCGUGGGGCCGAGUGGACCCCUUGUCUUUCCAAAUGGACCUACUGAGUCUCUCCAGCCAAACACCCGCUUUGACGCGCGAGCCGGCUGCCUGGCAGGACAAUGACCGGGAUCGGGACCGGGAGCGGGAGCAAAUUGUCGACGGUUCCAAAUUUGAAUCCCGAGCCGAAACGAGCGCAAGGCCCAGCCCUCCGCAGCUCCUCAGUCAGCGCGAUGUCAGAACUUCCUCCAACUCACCAAGCACCGGGCAGAAACAGCAACAGCAAGACCGCAGGGUCGGGGAGACCGGCGGUCCGAGGAGACCGCCGGGGCCCCCGGAGCUCGCGACCCGGACGAGUCUCGCCGAGGCGCCUCGGCCCAAGCGACAGAACGGCGGCUUUUCCGCACGCGAGCGCUCCGUCGGUCUGCGUGGCUUUCGGAGGGACGGGGAGGCCGCUCCCCCGCCGGACGCCCGGACGCCCACAAGCCCAAACCCCAUCGGCGCGCUUCAUCUGGCGGAGCGGCCGACGCCUCUCGAGCGGACCCCGGGGGGAUCCGCCGAGUCCUUGGCCCUCUCCGACACGGCGGGCGACUCCGCCCCAGGAGACGGAACGCGACCGGCGCAACUGUCGCGUUUCUCCAUGCCCGAUCUGAGCAAAAACUCCGGACCCGGCGUCUCGGAGAAACGCUCCUUGAACGCUCCCAACUCCUCGGUGCGCUUUCGGAGCUCCGACUCCCUUCGUCACGUCAACGGCGGUCAGCCCCACGUGGGAAUCGAUCCUUCCGGGUCUUCUCGGCGCCACGUGAACUCCGGUGAGCCCUCCGGUGUGGAGACGGGCAAGAGCUCCGCUCAUUUCCCUCCCGGAUUCGCCCGUCGGGACGACGACGACGGAAGGAAUUUGGCGAGCGGCGCCAACGCCGCCCGCCUGCCGCCCAUAAGGGAGCGCGGGCUAAGCGGCGGCGUCGGGGGAGGCGCCGGAGGUUCAAGUGUCCGGAUCCAAGUGCCAGAGGAAGCCCCUCCGAGACGCAGACGCCACCGCCGCCGCUCCGGAAGAUCCCGCCGAUCUCGCUCAGAAAACGCUCUCAACUCGGUGGCGGAGUGUCGGCCGAGACCUGAAGAAAGACUGCGGCUUCGCGUUCGCGAGGACGACGACCGCUUCCCUGCCCGGAGGAGUGCCAAGGAGCGCUUUGGAGUCACGGGAGGAGGAGGAGAGGGAGGGGGGUUCCGACCGCAACUUUUCGGCCAGUGCCCCAGGACCGCGUCCGACCUGACGCUCCAGAACCCGGCGGCCGGGCAGCGCGCGGGCUUGAAUCAAUACUCCUGGGACGACGACGACGGCGACGACUCGUGCUCGACCUGCUCGUCGUCGUCGGAAUCGGAGGACGAAGGUUACUUCCUCGGGGAGCCCAUACCCCGACCCCUCCGGAUUCGCCACCUCAGCAAUCAGGAGCUCGUCCGCAAGUGCGGCGCCGGGAUAGGAGCCGCCGACCGCGGCGCUCAACUGACCACGCGCAAACGGCCAAAAAGCAACAACUGCGUUCUUUCUUAACAUGUUGCUCCCCGGCAUCGAAAAUACAUUUGUGGACGCAUAAAGCCGCCCUCUGAUUAAAACGUGCUCUUGACCGGCGUCGUGGUUUUUUUUUUCUUUCCUUUUUCAAUCAGAAGGCGAUGUGCAUUUUUCGAACGCAUCUCGUCUGUUGCGCACGGCGUGGCUUUGAACGGUGUGAAUCGAUUC